UCUCUCUCUAGAAACAUCCUUAAAGAAGUCGCCGUUGGUUUCUAAGAUCGGACAGUCACCAUUUUCUCAAUAAAUUCUUCUCGCCGAUAAUGUAUCUGCUCUCUCACUCUCUAGGGUUUUAAUUCUCUACUUUCCGGUCCAUACAAUUACAAUGCACCUUCUUUUUCCCUUCACUGUUUUACUCUUCAACCCUAGCUAAGCACAGUUGAAGAAAUUCAUGCUAAGUUCGACGAAUUUUUAGUUACUAGGAGUUGUAAUUGUUUCAAUGUCUGGAGGACCUAGGGUUAAAUUGAUGAACAAUGCUGAUUCUGAAGUCCGAUCAGUGCUCGGUCCGGCGGGUAACAAGGCUAGAUCCGUUGAAUUACGAAAGCCCGUUGAAAAGCCUGUUAAGAAGGCUGCUGAAAGUGAAGAGUCUAAGGGUAAGAAAUUUGAGGGAACGGAUUCCGUGCCGCAAUCACGGGCGCCGGUGGCUGCUUCGAAGAAAUGUGGAGGAGCUGUGCCUUCUAUUUUGAGACAGCAACAGGACCAUAGGUCAUUGAUGAUGAGGCCUAAUUUGUCGCUUAAUGCGUCUUGUUCUUCGGAUGCUUCGACGGAUUCUUCUCAUAGCCGAGCAUCGACAACGGGGAAAUUGAGCCGUGGGAGUGUGACGCCGACGGCUGGAAGAAGGAAGCAAUGUAGUAGUCCGAAAGUGGUGAAGUCUGAGAAAAUUGGAAAAACUGUUGGUGAAGGUCAGAGCUUGGCUUCAAGUCCCACUCCGGGUGAUGCUUCGGUGAUGAAGAAAAGGUGUGCUUGGGUGACCCCAAAUACUGAUCCAUCCUAUGCUGCUUUUCAUGACGAGGAAUGGGGAGUUUCAGUCCACGAUGACAAGAAGCUCUUUGAACUUCUCAGUUUAUGCACUGCAUUAGCUGAACUCUCAUGGCCGGCAAUUCUCAGUAAAAGACAUAUGUUUAGAGAAGUUUUUCAAAAUUUUGACCCAGUUGCAGUCUCAAAACUAAAUGAGAAGAAGAUAGCACCACCAGGAAGUCCUGCCAGCACUCUUUUAUCAGAGGUAAAGCUACGGGCAGUUAUUGAAAAUGCACGCCAAACCUGUAAGAUCAUUGAUGAACUUGGAUCCUUCGACAAAUACAUAUGGGGUUUUGUGAAUAACAAACCUAUAGUUAGUCAAUUCCGAUAUGCAAGGCAGGUGCCAAUGAAGACAUCGAAAGCUGAAGGGAUAAGUAAAGACCUAGUUAAAAGAGGAUUCAGAGGAGUUGGACCUACUGUUGUGUACUCAUUUAUGCAAGUAGCUGGAAUCACAAACGACCAUCUCAUCAGUUGCUUCAGAUUUCAUGAUUGUGUAGCUGCAACCGAUGGAAUGGAUAAAGAUGAUGGCCUUGCAGCCAAGAUAGAAGUGAAGCAACAACUCAAGGAUGAAACUGAGAUGGGCCUUAUAAGAGCUAUUGAUGACUUCAAUUUAUCGACAUAGUGAAAUGUGUUCAGAGUAGUAGUGCAAUGUAAUUUAUACUCCUAGUAGAUUUGGUAGCUUUGCGCCCUUGGUUGCGAUACAGUUGAAAGGGAGGCAAGUGCUUGUGUACAAAUGACCUUGCUUAUUAUUUUUACCAUUGCUGUGUA
Messenger RNA from Solanum stenotomum, 1611 nucleotides. RefSeq lists its product as uncharacterized. The transcript has 5 exons. Gene Ontology annotation, molecular function: DNA-3-methyladenine glycosylase activity. Bases 266 to 1465 code for a protein of 399 amino acids. The record is from RefSeq and is a predicted model, not a curated record. Lineage: Eukaryota; Viridiplantae; Streptophyta; Magnoliopsida; Solanales; Solanaceae. Gene Ontology annotation, biological process: base-excision repair.